AUGCUUAAUGGCUAUUUCAAUCUCCGACCCGAGAAAGGAGUUGAAAUAGCCAAGGUGCUCAUUUCAAAUCUGACCAAAAGUAAUUCUAAAGCGGAUCAUAUAUACAAAACAGUUCAAAGCUAUCAGCAAAUUUGUUAUUUAAUUGCUCCUAUUCAUUUCCUUGUUUCUAACAAUAACUAUGGAGAUAGCAAAUCAUACAGCGAUAUAAUCACCAUUCUUUAUUAUUGGUAUUCGACUAUUUACCAUAAUUUCAAAGAACAAGAAAUUUUAAAUAUUAUUUCCGAAACAAUACAAAUAAUUCUCGAGAUGACAAACUUAACUGAGCCUAUAAUACGAGAUAAUGCACUCCACGUUCUUGAAAAGAUUAUUCGAGAACCGGUUUUCGAAUAUUCCGAAUCAACAUGGAAGAUCAUCAUAAACAAAUGCAUAGAUUUCUAUCCACUCAUUACAGAACAAAAAUCAUCUAAGCUAUUUCGGUUGAUUGUCUGCUCAAUUGAUAAGGCCAAUUUUGAAGCAAAAAUUAGAGUUGAAACAAUACAAAAACUCAAACCAAAAUUAACAGAAGAGGAUAUCAGUUUUAUUCAUAAUGCAGUUGAAGAGUUUAUCCACAAUUCUUCUGAAGAUUCUUCAUUCAUACGAAUUUUAUGGGACAUUUCUCCUCCGAAUAUAGUUAUUAAUGCAUUUCAUGAAGUUUUAAUAGAAUCCCAACAGUUUUCAUCUGUUUUUAUUCCAAAUUUAUCUUCAGAUUUAAUUUUAGAAACGUUUUCCAAUUACUUAUUCAUUAAUUCAGAGAUUUCUAAGUCAUACUGCCUUGCAUUUUCUCAAUUAUUUGGCAUUUACGGCACAAAAAACCAAGAAUGGUUAAAUUUAUUCGUAAAAUACAUAAAAUACCAAAUAUCUAAGCAGUCAUUUGACGUGAAUGCAUCAUUACUAAGCCUUAGAGGCGCAAUUACAGCUCAUCCAGAUCUUUUUUAUGAAAUUUCAAUUUAUCUUCUAAAUUUCUUUUCCAAAAACGAAUCAAAUGCAAACAUAUCAUCUGAUGUUUUAGAAUUCUGUGUCAUCGUUGACCAAUUAAUUGACAUUUCCGAUAAAAAUUACAAAUUUUAUUCAUUAAUGCUGAAAAACAUCAUUGAAUCAUAUUAUUUACAGCUCCCAAUACAAUCAAUAACUGUAGACAUUAUAUUUAUGUUCCUAAAACACCACGCUCGCAUUGAUUAUUCAAAGAUUUCAAAGAAAUUAGGAAAAACUAUGCUUCCUUCAUUACUUUUACUCAUUUCCACGCAUCCAGAGCUAAUGGAAUAUGGCGUAGUAGGCGAAAUACUCAAAGAAACCCUUACAAAACUCAAACAUUUUUCAUUCAAAAUUAUUAUCACAAUUUUUAGCACUUUUGUUCAUUUUCCACUUCCCAAGACCGUUAAAUAUCUCAUAUCCGACCUCCGAACCAACGGAUCCGUUCCCUGCGAUGACAAUUGUUCCGAAGUUUUCAGAAUCUUAGACACAUCAUCAGUAUCCGCUCCCAUUUACAUUCUCGAUGCGAACGACAUCCAAAACAUAACAAAAGAUGUCGUAGGAGAAAGGAUUUUCGUAUCGAGUCCGACCUCUCUUUUUUCAUUUUCAAAUUUGAAUGAAAAACGAUUAUUAAUUUUGAAUUACGGUACGUAUGGUCUGAUCGGAUUUAUUGCGAAAGGGUUCCCUGAUGACAUAUCAUUGAAGAAGAAAGCGUUUAACUUCCUAAACAGAGCCGGAAUUGACGUAAUUUCGAAUUCGAUCAAAAUCGUCAGCCAAAAGCAACAGGAACAGAUGAACGUGUUCGAAAAGGACUGGUACAAGCCAUUAGUAGCUGUUCCAAUACUAAAUCUCAACCCAAAUUCCGAUGAUUUGUUCGAAAACGAAAAAAUGACAGAAAAUUUUUCGAAUUUUGUCAAAAAUAUAGCGACAGAGUUCGGAAAUAUAUCAUUUAAGAUACAACACAUACAGUUAAACAGCUCCUCGAACGUUCCUAUCACUGCAUAUCCCAAUUUCAAAGUUGCUUAUAUUUCAAAAUUAUUCUUUGACAAAUAUGACUUCCUAGGUACUUUAAGCAUCGCCAAAUCACUUAUUAUAUUCGAUGACGGCGAUUACGACAUCAAUGUCGAUAAAAUUCCUAAGGAAGCAGAGAAUGUUUUGCAAAUUAAACCUUUGAAUGACAAAUUUUACGCGUUUAGAUUCAUUAGAUGUACUGAAUCAUUUAGUAGGGAAUUCUCCAUCGUUUCUAGAGAAAAUGCGAAAUAUUACAUUUUCUCUUUCAUUGCUCCUUAUGUUCUGAACAAUUCUUGGUCAGCAAUACACGAGGCACUGACAAAAAGAAAAGGUUACAUAGAGUAUUUCUCGAAGAAUAAUAAUUCUCUAAUUUCCGAGCUAGAAGGAUAUCAACUCAUACGUUAA
Trichomonas vaginalis G3 is the source of this 2424-nucleotide messenger RNA. RefSeq names its product armadillo (ARM) repeat-containing protein family. The record is from RefSeq and is a predicted model, not a curated record. The transcript has a single exon. NCBI's taxonomy places the organism in Eukaryota, Parabasalia, Trichomonadida, Trichomonadidae. Bases 1 to 2424 code for a protein of 807 amino acids.